GCAGCCCUCCUUCCCCCCGAAUAACCAAACUCCUGAACGCCUCAUCCAGAUCACGCAUCCCCAUCUCUUCUUGCUCUUCCCUCCUCCGUCGUCCUCGUCCCCGCCGCGCGUGGAGUGGAGAUCGAUCCAUCCGGCCCUGAACUGAUCCCUUCUUCCUUGGACGAGAAGCAGGAGGCGUCGGAGGCUAGGAUGUCGUCGUCGAGCUCGCCGUGCGCGGCGUGCAAGCUGCUGCGGCGCAAGUGCACGCAGGGGUGCGUCUUCGCGCCCUACUUCCCACCGGACAACCCCUCCAAGUUCGCCAGCGUGCACCGGGUGUUCGGCGCCAGCAACGUCUCCAAGCUCCUCAACGAGAUCCCGCAGGCACACCGGGAGGACGCAGUCAACUCUCUCGCCUACGAGGCCGACGCCCGCCUCCGCGACCCCGUCUACGGCUGCGUCUCCUACAUCUCUGUCCUCCAGCUCAAGAUCAAGCAGGCGCGCGACGAGCUCGCCGCCGCGCGCAAGGAACUCGCGAGCUACAUCGGCCCCGCCGCCUUCGCGCCCUUUGUCGCCGCGCCACAAUACCGCCACCAUCACCACGCCGCCGCGCAGUACGCGGCCGCCGUUCCCCUCGCCGCCGCAGCCGGGAUGGAGCUCGGCGUCGGCGUCUCGUCGCAGCAGGGGCACGGACACGGCCACCCGCACCCACACCAGCAGAUCAUGAUGCAGCACCAGCACCUCCACCACCAGCAGCUGGCGGAGGCGCAGCAGCUGGCCGCCGCGGUGGAGGUCGCCAGGGAGCAGGACUUGAUGAUGAGGCAGGCCGCGGCCUACGCGCACGCCGUGCCCAGGAGUAGUGCCGGCGCGACCGUGGCAGUAACGUCGCCCGAUGCGGUGCCGUACGAGGGCGGUUUCCUCUUCCAGCAGCAACCGCAACCGUCGCACGCGCAGUCGGCGGUGGCGCUGACAUACCAGAUGGAGCCGUCUCCGCCGCCGUCGUCGUCGGGACAGUCGCCUGCUGAAGUGUCGCACCAGCAGCAUACGGAUCGAAGCGACGAGGGCAGCGGCGGUGUGGGGCCGCCGGCAUGACCUGACGGCCGCACGUCCGCCGAUCUACGUCCGCCACCACCGUGUCCUUGUGCUUUGUUUAACCUUUUGUUUUCUUUGGUGUUCCUUGUUCGUUAUAAUUUUUUCGUCUUCUUGAUCAUAUGGCAAGGCAUCCGUGAUCCAUGCCUCCCCAAGGCAGGCGAGGUGGUGAUCCUUCUCAAGGUUCUGGUCGACAUUGGCAUAUGUGUACACUAGGCAUUAUGCAUAUGAUAUAUGCAACUGCUGAACCCAAUCAAUUUCACUCACUGACAUCAUUCACCUGGAAAUAUGCUGUGUCAGGUUCUUCAUGAGUUGCCUUUCUUCCUCAAGAGUGAGAACCAAAUAAAUGCAAGACAGAAAGAGUGGUAGGGGGACAGAUACUCAACAUGGAUCAGUGUAACAGAGAAAAAUUAAUGGCGUGAAGGUGGAGAGAGAUGAGGGUAGAGGUAGACAGAGAGCAGCUGUGAGAUAGAGAAACAUGCAUGGUGUGUGCAGAAGGGAGCAGUAAGCAUAAAGAAACAAUAACAAAAGGGGAAAGGAAAAGGAAGAACAUAUAUAUUGGUUUUACUGCAACAUCCUUUUCAAGGACUGUAUUGGCUACAUAUCUUGUUCACUUGUGCAUUUGUCAUUGAACAUAGAUCAUCUUUUUUCGCCACUGUUAUUAUUCUUUUUCUUUUCUUUUCUUUUAAUUUUCUCCUUUUGUUUCCAUUGCUAAGUUUGUUCUGCCAUCUUGUGUAUAAAGAAAUGAAAUACUUCGUUGGAAAUAAAUGAAUGAAGUUAGUCAUUUUAUGGC
Phragmites australis (common reed) is the source of this 1858-nucleotide messenger RNA. Its product is annotated as LOB domain-containing protein 36-like. The coding region runs from base 190 to 1068 and encodes 292 amino acids. The record is from RefSeq and is a predicted model, not a curated record. The transcript is spliced from 3 exons. Lineage: Eukaryota; Viridiplantae; Streptophyta; Magnoliopsida; Poales; Poaceae.